AUGUCAUCUGAAGAUUUUCCAGAAGACAAAAAUGCUGAAUUCAUACAAAGAACAAAAGAAAAAUGUAUUCAGAAACAAAGUUGUAAAAGAAAUAUCAUUCGUCUAGAAGAUUCAAUACCAUCUGAUGCUGAUCAAAUGAUUAUAUCAGUUGAUGAUACAUUAGAUGAUCAUCUCCAAUCUAUUCGUGAUAUUCAAAAUUCUAAUGUUCAACAAGUUCAUGGAAAAAGACCCAGACUUUCUGGCCGUAAUUUUAACAUUGUUAGAAUGACCUCUUCCCAAGAAACUAGCGUAUAUUCAAACGUUAAUAUCGUUGGUGGAAGUCCCGAAGAAUCUGCAGAAUCAAAUAUCUUAUUCAAUUCUUCAGCAACGUCAAACUGCUCUGUAGAUUUAUUGCAAGAAACAUCAACAAAUGCACCAAUAGAGACAAUUCAACUUUUCAAACAAGUUACACUGCAACAGGCAGUUCUUGUUGAUCAAUCAGAAUCAAGUUCUCAAAGAGUUCGACCAAGAUCUGUUUUUGGCAGAUCACAUCGUCAUAAUGUUGUGCAUAGACAAAUAUUACAAAAUGUUCCAGUUGAAGCUAAUUUUUUACCAAAUGUGCCACCUUGUAAACAUUGCAAAGCAAAGAGAUUCUUUCAUGAAACAAAUAGUUUCUGCUGUGCCGACGGAUCAAUUUCUUUGGCAACAAAUGAUGUUCCAGAUCAACUUUAUAACUUGUUCGUUUCAAAUACUGCUGAAUCUAUACAAUUUUGGACAUAUGUUCGGACGUAUAACAACAAAUUUGCUUUCACAUCUUUUGGAGUUAAGUUUGACAGAAAUCUAUGCCAAAGAAAUAGAGGAAUCUAUACAUUUCGAGCUCAAGGCCAGAUUUAUCAUUAUCUUCCCAAUUUAGUUCCUUCAGAUGGUCAACCUUCUAACUUGCAGCUAUAUUUUUAUGACACUGAACAUGAAUUUGAGAAUCGCAUUGUUGAUUCAAUCAGAAUGAAUCCUUCUAUUAUUGCUCAACUUAUGGAUAUCCUUCGUGUAAAUCCAUAUUCUACAUUUUUCCGAUCUAUUGGUGAUUUACCAAAUUUAGAGUAUCAAAAAAUCUGUAUAAAAUCAAAUCCUGGUUUGGAUCAACGGGUGUUUAACGCCCCAACAUCAUCAGAAGUUGCAGCAAUUUGGGUUGAAAACGAUGAUUCAGAACAUUCAACACCUCGUGACAUCUUUGUAUUUAACCAUAUUGGUGGGAGUCAUUUAGUUCAAUAUUAUUUUGGUUGCUAUGAUCCGCUUCAAUAUCCAUUGCUAUUUCCUUUUGGUGAUAUUGGAUGGCACCAAGGCAUACAAAGAAUCAACAAAAGAAGUGCAUCUGUAUCUACCAAUAAUUCCACAGCUGAAUUACUCAAUCCUCACCAAUCAACAUCAGCAGAACAAUUACUCAGAAGAGAACAACAAGUUUUAAACCGAAAAAGAAAAGAUCCAACUGUUUCUUGCCGUGAAUAUUAUUGUUACAAGUUACAAAUCAGAGAAAAGUUGAAAUCUAUUCUUCUAAUCUCUGGUCGACUUCUUCAACAAUUUGUUGUUGAUAUGUACGUGAAGAUAGAAACUUCAAGACUAGAUUAUUUUCGCUGCAAUCAACAACACAUUCGAUCUGAAUUAUAUCAAGGUAUUGUUGAUAGCAUCGAUCUUGGAGAAACAAAUGCUUCUAGAAUUGGCAAGCGUAUAAUUUUGCCUUCAUCUUUUAUCGGAGGCCCAAGAGAUAUGAAGAAAAGAUAUAUGGAAGCAAUGACUUUAGUUCAACGAUAUGGCAAACCAGAUAUUUUUUUGACAAUGACCUGCAAUCCGAACUGGAAAGAGAUUUCAAAUGAAUUGCAACCACAUGAAGAAACUCAAAAUCGGCCUGACUUAAUUGCUCGAGUUUUUAAAGCAAAAUUAGAAGACCUGAAGUAUCAAUUAUUCAAGCAAGAAAUAUUUGGAAAAAUCUCAGCAUAUGUAUAUGUUAUUGAACACCAAAAGAGAGGACUUCCACAUGCUCAUUUUCUGAUUAUAUUGCGUCAAGAUUGGAAAUUAUAUACACCAGAAUCUUUUGAUGAGAUCGUAUCUGCUGAAUUACCUGACAAAGACAACAACUUACAUCUUUAUACAGCUGUUAUCAAACAUAUGAUGCAUGGACCAUGCGGAGAUCUAAAUCCAGCAAAUAUAUGCAUGAAAAAAAAUGGUUGUUGCAAAAAUAAUUACCCAAAACAUUUUGUUUCAAACACUGUUAUUGGAAAUGAUUGCUUUCCGAUAUACAGACGCUCCAACAAUGGAAGAACAGCCAGAAUUAGAGGCCAUGAUUUGGAUAAUCGUUGGGUUGUUCCAUAUAACCCUUAUUUAGUUGCAAUGUUUGAUUGCCAUAUCAAUGUCGAGAUAUGUUCUACAAUUAAAGCUGUCAAGUAUCUCUACAAAUACAUUUAUAAAGGCCAUGAUCGUGUUGCAUUCAAUUUAGUUCCUGAACAAAGCAUUCAUCAAAUUGACGAAAUUGAACGAUUUCAAUCAGCUCGAUGGAUUGCCCCACCAGAGGCAAUGUGGAGAAUAUUUGGAUUUAUUGUCAAUGAAGUUCAUCCUGCAGUUUAUAGUCUACAUUUACAUCUUGAAAAUCAACACCAGGUGACUUUCCGUGCUCAUGAAAACUUAACAAAUGUGAUGAACUCUGAUCUUUCAGCAAAAUCAAUGCUAACAGAAUUCUUCGCAACAAAUCAAGUUGAUCAAAAUGCAAGAAAAUUAUUAUAUAGAGAAUUCCCUGAAUUCUAUGUUUGGAGUCAGCAAUACAAAAUGUGGACUGUUCGAAAGAAACAAAUUGUGAUAGGCCGAAUUGUUACAGCAAAUCCUUUUGAAGGAGAAAGGUAUUAUCUGCGAAUAUUAUUAAAUCAUAUAAGAGGUCCUCUAUCAUUUCAACAUCUUAAGACUGUAAAUAGUAUUUUGGCUCCCACAUUUCGAGAGGCAGCAACCAUGCAUGGUUUAUUGGAAAGAGAUAAUAGCUUGGAAGAAUGCUUAUAUGAAGCCUCUUUUUAUCAAAUGCCUUUCAGUUUAAGAAGACUAUUCGCAACAAUUUUGGUUUAUUGCAAUCCAACAAAUCCAAGAGAUCUUUGGGAACGCUUUGAACGAGAUAUGUCUGCUGAUUUCCAAUUAAUUGGAUGUUCUUCAUCAAAUGUUAGAACUGAAACUUUACACUCUAUCUCCACAAUCCUUGAAUCAAUGGGUAAAGACAUUAAUUCCUUCCAUCUUAUUGACCAAAACAUUGAUUUUGAUGAAGAUGGAUUUCUAUCUAGAGAAAUUGACGACGAAUUGGCUAUUCCAAUACCAGAAGAAGAUCUUCAUGCAUCAACACUGCUUAACAGCGAACAACAACAUGCUUACAAUUCAAUCUUGCAAAAAGUUUUAUCAAAUCAAGCUGCUGCAUUCUUUAUUGAUGGUCCUGGUGGAACAGGAAAAACAUUUUUAUACAAGGCACUCCUUGCUACAAUAAGAAAAAAACAACUAAUUGCUGUUGCAACUGCUUCAUCUGGUGUUGCAGCAUCAAUCUUACCUGGCGGUCGAACUGCACAUUCACGAUUCAAAAUUCCAUUAAAUGUCGACAAAAAUUCAACAUGCAGUGUCAGUAAACAAAGUGGACUUGCAAGAUUACUACAAACAGCGAAGUUGAUCAUAUGGGAUGAAGCUCCAAUGUCUAAAAAAGAAUCCAUAGAAGCAUUAGAUAAAAUGCUAAAAGAUAUUAAUGAUUCAGAAUUAUCUUUUGGUGGAAAAGUUAUUGUCUUUGGUGGAGAUUUUCGUCAAAUUCUACCUGUGGUCCCAAAAGGAACAAGACAACAACAAAUUGAUGCUAGCUUGGUUUCUUCCUACAUAUGGCCUAAAUUGACAAAAAUUUAUUUGACUGAAAAUAUGCGAGCAAGACUAGAUCCAAACUUUUCAAGAUACAUAUUGGAUUUAGGGAAUGGGCUACCACCAAUUACAAUUAAUGAACAUGUCAAGAUUCCUACAGCCAUGUUAAUUCCACAUGAAAAUGAUGCUGCUUCUUUGGAUCGUUUAAUAGAUGCUGUGUUUCAUGAUAUUUCUGACUAUUCAACAAAUAUUUCAAACAUGAUGAAUCGAGCUAUAUUGACACCAAAGAACAAUUAUGUUGAAGAAAUAAACACUUUGCUGAUCCAAAGAUUUCCUGGGGAGUUAAAACAAUAUUACAGUUUUGAUGAAUCAAUUGAUGCAUCUGAGCAGGCAAUCAUGGAAGACUUCUUACAUACUUUAACACCAAAUGGACUUCCUCCACAUGAGUUACUAUUGAAAGAAAAUUGCCCAAUCAUGUUAUUAAGAAACAUCAAUCCUUCAGAAGGACUAUGCAAUGGAACACGGCUAAUCUGUCGCAAUUUUGAUCGUAAUGUUAUUCACGCAGAAAUUGCAGUUGGUCAUCACAGUCGGAAAAAAGUUUUUAUUCCAAGAAUUCCAUUUUUACCAAGUCCUGAUGAAAACAGCGGUUUUCCAUUCAAGCGAACUCAAUUCCCUGUUAAACUAAGCUUUGCAAUGAGUAUAAACAAAUCACAAGGACAGACAUUGGAUUUUGUUGGAAUAUACUUACCUCAUCCAGUCUUUUCACAUGGACAAUUAUAUGUAGCUUUAUCAAGAGCUAAGACUAUUUCUGCAGUCAAGAUUUUGAUACGACCAAUCUCAACUGAUCAACCAGAAAAAAACUACACAAAAAAUAUUGUCUACACAGAAGGAAAUCGUCUGCAAGCAACAAUAUUUGGAAAUGAUGUUGAUUCAAGGGAAGACACUUUGCAUAUUUUUCAAUCUUACUAUAUUAUUAAUGCAUAUGUAAAGCUACUGGAUCCUAAAUAUAGAAUGGACUCACAUCAAUAUCAAUGGGUUAUAAACGCAAAAACAAUAAUUGAAGAAAUACCAGAAAAUGAAGAUCAGGUUCAAAUACCAAAGUACAACCUGAUUCCCAUUGAUGAAUUGGAUGCUUAUAAAGAUUCAAUUGCAGAAAUAGAUCUCUUAGCAGUUGCCCUUCAUAUAAAAGCCCCUAAAGAAAUAACAUUAACAAAUGGACCAGCUACUCUUCAAGAAAUGUAUGUCAUAGAUCAAAGCUUCAAUCCAAUCUCAUUGACUAUGUGGGGUCGUUUCGUUCAAGAUGAAUGCCAAAAAAUUUCAGAUAUAAUCGAAACAAAACCGAUUAUACUUGCAACAAAACUAAAAGUUCGCUCUUACAAUGGACUGUCUCUUUCAUCUCGACCAACAAGUGCAUUUACAAUCAACCCUGUUAUUCCCGAGGCAAAACCACUGCAAAGAUGUUGUCGAGCAUAUAUUGAAGUUGACGAUGAGACAGGAAAAUUACCAGCUGUUAUGUUCGGUGAACUUGCAGAAGAAGCAUUAGGUCAUUCAGCCAUUGAUUUCAUGAAUCAUACUGGAGAGAUCCAAAAGAACAAGUUAGGGUUUAUUGACGGUAGCUUGAAUUUGGCUCCAAAUUCGCCUAACCCUACGCGUGAUGCUUGGCUCUGCUGCAAUGAUAUGGUGUUUUCUUGGAUUUUGAAUUUUGUUUCCAAGAAUAUUGUAGUAAGUUGUAUCUACAUUGAUAUGGCUGCUGCACUAUGGGUUGAUCUCAAGAACGGUUCUCACAGUCAAAUGGACCACGGAUCUUUCAACUUCAGAAAGAAAUUUCCUCUUUGCUUCAAGAGGAUAUGUCUGUAA
Carya illinoinensis is the source of this 5697-nucleotide messenger RNA. RefSeq lists its product as uncharacterized. NCBI's taxonomy places the organism in Eukaryota, Viridiplantae, Streptophyta, Magnoliopsida, Fagales, Juglandaceae. Gene Ontology annotation, biological process: DNA repair; telomere maintenance. The transcript is spliced from 10 exons. Gene Ontology annotation, molecular function: DNA helicase activity. The record is from RefSeq and is a predicted model, not a curated record. The coding region runs from base 1 to 5697 and encodes 1898 amino acids.